UCCAAACGCAGGAGUGACGGUUGAGAACAACACGGCUAGAUAUUUCUGUAAUCCAGGGUAUUAUCAGCUGGAGAAUACAGAUGACUUCAUUUCCUGUGACGGCAAUGAAUGGCAACCUACGAACUUUGAAUGCAUACAAAUUUGUGAAGACCCACUCCCAAUACCAAACGCCGAAGUGAUGAGAUUUAAUAACAGAGCAAUGUACUCUUGUCGGGAGGGUUAUCGCUCGAUGUCUGGCAGUAAUAUAAUCAACUGUACAGCGUCUAAUUGGCAAACGACGACAUUCUCAUGCUACGCAUUAUCCUGUGGUCCGGCACCAAACAUAACAAAUGCAGAUGUACUUGUAAACGAUGAUGGUGCGAUGUAUGGCUGUGAUAAUGGUUACAUACCAAGUAACACAAACAACAAGAUUGUCUGUGACGAUGGUAUUUGGUCACUCACGGAUUUCAACUGUUUAAGAGUAUGCCCAUUACCACAAGACAUUCCAAACGCAGAAGUGACGGUUGAGAACAACACGGCUAGAUAUUUCUGUAAUCCAGGGUAUUAUCAGCUGGAGAAUACAGAUGACUUCAUUUCCUGUGACGGCAAUAAAUGGCAACCUACGAACUUUGAAUGCAUAGAAAUUUGUGAAGACCCGCUCCCCAUACCAAACGCCGAAGUGAUGAGAUUUAACAACAGAGCAAUGUACUCUUGUCGGGAGGGUUAUCGCUCGAUGUCUGGCAGUAAUAUAAUCAACUGUACAGCGUCUAAUUGGCAAACGACGACAUUCUCAUGCUACGCAUUAUCCUGUGGUCCGGCACCAAACAUAACAAAUGCAGACGUACUUGUAAACGAUGAUGGUGCUAUGUAUGGUUGUGAUUAUGGUUACAUACCAAGUAACACAAACAACAAGAUAAUCUGUGACGAUGGUGUUUGGUCAUUCACGGAUUUUAAAUGUUUAAGAGUAUGCCCAUUACCACAAGACAUUCCAAACGCAGAAGUGACGGUUGAGAACAACACGGCUAGAUAUUUCUGUAAUCCAGGGUAUUAUCAGCUGGAGAAUACAGAUGACUUCAUUUCCUGUGACGGCAAUAAAUGGCAACCUACGAACUUUGAAUGCAUACAAAUUUGUGAAGACCCACUCCCCAUACCAAACGCCGAAGUGAUGAGAUUUAACAACAGAGCAAUGUACUCUUGUCGGGAGGGUUAUCGCUCUAUGUCUGGCAGUAAUAUAAUCAACUGUACAUCGUCUAAAUGGCAAACGACGACAUUCUCAUGCUACGCAUUAUCCUGUGGUCCGGCACCAAACAUAACAAAUGCAGAUGUACUUGCAAACGAUGAUGGUGCGAUGUAUGGUUGUCACUAUGGUUACAUACCAAGUAACACAAACAACCGAAUUGUCUGUGACGAUGGUGUUUGGUCUCUCACGGAUUUCAAGUGUACUGAUGGAUUAGGAAAUACCAGAGGUCUUUUAAACAACCAGAGUUUAGAUAUAUGGCUGACACAGAUCAAAAAGGAUCUUUUGAUAGAUAAAAGAAACACCAGUGCCUAUAGGCGCACGCUGAGCAGUGUUUAUGAUCCGCGUCCUGCCUCGAUUGCCAUCGGUGGAUCAGGAGUUGUUCUAAUAUGUACGGCAAUAUUCAUUCUUGUAUUGCUGGAUGUUUUGAAUUUUUGUAAAUACGAUUUCAGAAAAAUCUCGAAAGUUACAAAAUCAAAACCCUGCCUAAAGUGAUAAAUGUAUAUUUGUAGCCUGUCAUGAGAAAAAUAGUAUAAAGGGAUACAACUAGAUAUAUUAAACUUAAAUAUGAUGCACAAUGUAUGUCUGGUUGAACGGGAUGAAGGGAAGUGAUGAAGGGAACAAUAUAUAACAAAAGAAAUGCUAUUCUAUAUAUAAACUUUAAUCCCCCCCCCCUUGAAAGCAAUAAAUGAUGCACACACGAGGCAUUAUAGCUACGAAGUUUACGGUGUUGAUAAUACAAGUUUAAAGUAUUUCUGUUUUUUUCAAGUUGCUUAAGCGACUUUUAUGAGAACAUGCUUUAAAAAGCAAAAUAAUUGUUAACAAUCUUUCUCUAGUCUGUGGUUUAUCUCAGGAGCUACGAUAAUGCGACCCAACAAAGACAUUACAACGUCACAAAUGACAAUAAAGUGGAAAAUUUACAAUUUUAUUGCCUACUUAAUUUUUAUCCUACAUUGAUGAAAGAAAUCUUUUGAAUCGUCAUAUUUUUGUCGUUUUUCUCUAUCUCUGGCACUUUUCUUUUUAUGUCACUUGACUCACUCAGAUCAUAUCAUUGGAAUUGCUUUUCGUUCGUCGUCGUGCCUUUUGAAUUUGACAUCUUUAGCUUCUUGAAAACUAUAAGGUCAAUUGUUACCAUUAUUGGUUUGCCACAUCAUUUAUGUAUCAAAUCUUUUUAUUCGUUAAUAUAUUAACGAAAAACUAAAUACAUAGCAAUGAUAUCCAGAAUGCUUUCUUUCACAAUUGGGAAAUUCGCAGCCCCUUUGUAAGUUUUUCAGUUUCUGUGAAACACCUAUUGAAGUGAGUGAUGUUUUGGUUUUUUUUUAAUCAAAAUCAAUUGAUUGUUUUUUUUAUUCACACAUUGGUAUAUUGAUUACUAGUGUUUUGAAAAUAAAUAGUUUUUUUGCCUAACUUUAAUAGAUUUAAGCGCUGUGUUUAAAUAAUUCGUUUACCUGUUUCAAACGGGAAUUUUUGCACCGUGUUUCUCUUUAUUUUUACGAUAACAAUACGAUUUUUGAUUUUAUAUUUCUAUUGUAGUCUAGCUUAUUGUACAAAAUGUAGUUUUCAAAGAAUAUUUAUGAACUGUAUGAUAAAUGUCUCAUUAUAUAACCUAUCAAUUUAAUUGUUUAAAACAAAAUCACUUUUAAAACGAAUUUCCUUCACGUGUUUUUUUAUAUAUAUCUACAAUUACUGCUUGACUUUCAAUGUAAUAUUUGAAUUGUACAUGGAAAAAUAAAUCACUCGCCGUGGCCUUCAACUCAACAUUUAGGUAUAGCGACGAAGUAUUUUAAAUAAACAAUAAUUUAUUGUUACUUCAAUUUUUACGUCGACUUGAUAUAUCCCAACGAGUUUGAAA
Magallana angulata is the source of this 3068-nucleotide messenger RNA. Its product is annotated as sushi, von Willebrand factor type A, EGF and pentraxin domain-containing protein 1-like. The transcript is spliced from 10 exons. NCBI's taxonomy places the organism in Eukaryota, Metazoa, Mollusca, Bivalvia, Ostreida, Ostreidae. The coding region runs from base 179 to 1711 and encodes 510 amino acids. The record is from RefSeq and is a predicted model, not a curated record.